Messenger RNA from Musca domestica (house fly), 1080 nucleotides. Its product is annotated as ribonuclease P protein subunit p30. The record is from RefSeq and is a predicted model, not a curated record. Gene Ontology annotation, molecular function: RNA binding. Gene Ontology annotation, cellular component: nucleolar ribonuclease P complex. Gene Ontology annotation, biological process: tRNA processing. The transcript is spliced from 6 exons. Bases 132 to 1058 code for a protein of 308 amino acids. Lineage: Eukaryota; Metazoa; Arthropoda; Insecta; Diptera; Muscidae.
GCCGGAAAAAAACAAUAAAAACAAUCAUUUUUGUUUCCAGCCAGACCAACAAUCAUUAUUUUGCAAAUUAAUAAAUGAAUUUACAUCAAAUUCUUUUAAAUAAUUGAAUAAUUUUGAAAUAUUUUUAAACGAUGGAAGAAACAAAAGGUUUCUAUGAUUUUUGUGUGCCCUACAACAAAGAUGAGAAGCUAUUGAGAGCAAUUUGCAAUGAAUUGGUGGAUUUGGGCUACAAAACAAUUGCCAUCGAACAGGUGUUCGAUCACAGCAAAAAAGAGAAUGUCAAGAGGGCGUCUGAUAUAUUUCCGGAACCGAUCAACCUCAAAUGGCUGCAGGAUGAAUUCAAAAAUAAAUUGAAAAUUCUACAAAGGCUGACAAUUAUUUAUAUGGAUGUGGCAGUGGCUCAUGCUAUGGGCAAUUCAAUGAAUUUGAAGAAAUUUAAUUUGGUUGCUGGACAACCCAAAACUGAUGCCGCCUUAACACAUUGUUGCACAACCUUUAAUGGUGACUUGGUGACAUUUGAUGCCCAGGCGGGGGCACGUUUAUAUGUUAAUCGUAAAGCCUAUCAAGUAGCCGUUAAACGAGGAAUAUUUUUCGAAAUAAAAUAUUCACCACUGAUUGUGGAUACAAAUUUUCGCAAGGAUAUUAUAAAAAUAGCCCACAACUAUUUUGUGAGAGGAAAAUCCAAGAGUAUUAUCAUUAGCAGUGGAGCAACAAAUCCCUUUGAACUAAGGGGACCCUAUGAUGUGGCAAAUUUGUCAUUCAUCUUUGGUUUGUCUGAAGAUCAAGGUAAAUGUGCCAUAGAUCGUUUCUGUCGCCAAUUGUUUUUGAGGGCAGAAUCCCGACGUAUUGGUAAAACAAUAAUGUUUGUAAAAUCCUCAGGGCCCAUUGUAUUCUCUGACUCAUCAUCUUCGGAACAUGAAGAAGAUGAGGGAAUGCUAAAUGCAGAAGAAAAAGAAGAUCAGGAAGAUGUCAUUAAGUUUCCAAAAAGUUCCGAUUCUGAACAAGAAAGUGUUGACAAUGAUGAUGAACAACCAAAUAAAAAGAAAAAACUUUCUUAGCAAACCUGAAACAUCUGUUUUC